CGAUAUUUUAGAUUUAUUUGGCAUUGUGUGUUGCACGUGAAAAAAAAUCGCUGCCGGACAUGGACACAACAAUGCCGAUGGGCAUGGUGCCCAACAGUCUCAAUCCGAUCCUCAAUCCUCGACCCCUGCCGAUACCCGUUACCAAGCCCAGAACCAAACUCCAGCCGGAUGAGCCACACGAUGGCGUUUUAGCGUUUAACAAGGGAAAAGUACCUCCGCCGGUAUCCUCACGUCCUAUUCCGCUCCAGCGUGCAAUGUCUGAGGUUCGGGACGCGCUGCGAGCUCAGCCUCAGGCCAGUGACAUUCGCCUGUUGAUCUUCACGGCGGCGGCCAGCAGUGUGGAGCACGAGAGAACUCUCAUUCCGGUGCCGCCACAAUUUCAAGCGGCACCAGGCUCCGGCUGCCAAGUGGAUCGAUUGCGUCACGCCGUCGCCGAUAAUUGGCCCUCCUGUCGCAUCAUGUUGGACUGCCCCAGUACUGACGAGCAGUAUGCCGCUUUGAUGCCGGACGAUGUGGACGCCCUGCAUUUGCUGCACUGGAUCCUGGUGGCCACGCCCUCGUCGCCCACUCUGCGCCGCAUGUCGGGAUUGCAUUUGCGGCGACUUUGCCGCUUUCUGGGCCUGGCACGACCCACCUUGGAGCCCGGCCAUCUGCUGAGCAUCAGUUAUGAGCGGAAUGUUCAGCGGCUGGGCGAUUCGAGUCCAAGGCCAAGAUCCAGUUACGCCUAUCUGGGCUUGCCCUUUCAGUACCUAUAUCGUUUCCUGGCCACUGGACGUCUGGAGCAACCGCCAGGUGUUGCCAUUCGUUUGUAUGCCCAACCGGAAACAGCCUUGGUUCACUGCGACGAGCUGAGCUCGCUGCCGCAGCAGCAGCAUGUCCAGUCGGAGGAGCAAUCGUCCAGCCAAUCCAUUGCAGAGAGGGAGCAGUCUGGAAAUUCAAGCUCGCUGUGCUGGCGGAACUCCACGCUCACUGCACCGCAAAGGGCACUGGUCAUAUGCGAACUACCCUCGGAGUUGGACGAAUCCAUUGCCCAUUCGCCGGAGAAGCAUUUUCUCGAGUACUUUGUGCAGGAAUCGCUGUCACUGCGACCCUGCUAUCUGCUCCUCUUCGACGAGGCGGUGGCCUCCAACAUAAUGUUCGUCUGGCCGGGCAAAUGUAUUGAGCUGGAGCAUCCGGGUCCUUCGAUGGUCCAGAGAUCGCGUAUCAGGAUCAUGAAUAUCGUCCGGAAUCUGAGCAACCGGUUGGGAGCAGUUAGGCGGGCUUUAGCCGCCAUUUAGAUUUUUAUUUUAUAUAUGGCCAAGGACACUGAUCUCGGCCAGGUGCCGUCCGUCGUUCAAAGUCCUGGACAUGCCAACUCCGGUGAACUGGAGCUACUUAAUUUUUUUGGAAUUUCUCAAACAAUUGUUAAUAAAUAUUUGGCAACUUAUACU
Drosophila melanogaster (fruit fly) is the source of this 1430-nucleotide messenger RNA. RefSeq lists its product as uncharacterized. The record is from RefSeq and is marked reviewed. Bases 60 to 1277 code for a protein of 405 amino acids. The transcript has 2 exons. NCBI's taxonomy places the organism in Eukaryota, Metazoa, Arthropoda, Insecta, Diptera, Drosophilidae.